AUGCAGCGAAUUGGGUCCACUUUGGCCCGUGCUACUCGGCGGAGUCGCAUUGGAGCCCGAGCCCAAUCCAACGCAGCUCCUGAGAAGAUCGAAGUCUUCAUUGAUGACAAGAAGGUUCUGGUUGAUCCCGGACUCACUAUUCUUCAAGCUUGUGCUCUUGUUGGUGUUGAUAUUCCAAGAUUCUGUUAUCAUGACCGCCUUUCCAUUGCCGGUAACUGCCGUAUGUGUUUGGUUGAAGUCGAGAAAAGCAUGAAGCCUGUUGCUUCCUGUGCCAUGCCAGUCAUGAAGGGAAUGAAAGUGAAAACCAACUCUGAUUUCGUGCGAAAAGCUCGUGAAGGAGUUAUGGAAUUUUUACUCAACAACCACCCUCUUGAUUGCCCAAUUUGUGACCAAGGAGGAGAAUGUGAUUUACAAGAUCAAUCUGUUGCUUUCGGAAGUGAUCGUGGACGUCUUCACUGUGGACACGAUGGAAAACGCGCUGUUGAAGACAAGAAUAUCGGCCCACUUGUAAAAACUGUGAUGACUCGUUGCAUUCAAUGCACAAGAUGUGUUCGUUUCGCGAAUGAAGUAGCUGCUUUCCCAGAUUUCGGAACUACCGGUAGAGGAGUUGAUCUUCAAAUCGGUACUUACGUCGAGAAGUUCUUCCAUUCUGAACUUUCUGGUAACAUCAUCGAUAUUUGCCCAGUAGGAGCUCUCACCAGCAAGCAAUAUGCUUUUACCGCUCGUCCAUGGGAAACUCGUAAGACUGAAAGUGUCGAUGUUAUGGAUGCCACUGGAUCUAACAUAGUUCUUUCUCAUCGCACUGGCGACCUCCUCCGUGUCAUCCCAAAAAUGAACGAUGAUAUCAAUGAGGAAUGGAUUUCUGAUAGAACAAGAUUUGCUAUUGAUGGAUUAAAAACACAACGUCUUCUCACUCCAAUGAUCAAGGAUACUGAUGGAACCCUCAAGCCUGCUACUUGGGAAGAAGCUCUGUUCGUCGUCGCCCAAAGAAUGAGAGAUACUCCUGCUGAACUUAAAGCUGCUGUUGUUGGAGGACUUUCUGAUGUCGAAGCUAUGGUUGCCCUUAAAGAUCUUUUCAAUAAAUUCAACAGUGAAAACCUUUGCACCGAAGAGGAGUUCCCUGUUAGCUCUGGUGGAACUGAUCUCAGAUCGAACUAUGUCAUGAACGAUGCAAUUGUUGGUAUUGAAAACUGUGAUGCUCUUCUUCUCGUUGGAACCAAUCCUCGUUUCGAAGCUCCCGUCCUCAACGCAAGAAUCCGUAAAGCAUAUCUCUACUCUGAUAUUGAAGUUGGUGUGAUUGGAGGAAACACAGACUUGACAUACGAUUUCGAGUUCCUUGGUGAUAAUGCUAAGGCUCUGUCUGAUGUUGCUUCUGGAAAAUCUGAGUUCGCUAAGAAAUUCCUCGCCGCUAAGAACCCAAUGAUCAUUGUUGGAUCUUCUGUCCUUCAAGGAGAGAAGGGAUCUGCCGUUUUGACCGCUGUUCAAGAAUUAGCUGCUAAAGCCCGAUCCGGCAAUGCUUCCUCGAAGGUUGUCAAUGUAUUACAUCAAUGGGCCGGCCAAGUCGGUGCUCUCGACGUUGGUUAUCAGGCUGGAACUGCUGCUCUUCGCAAGAAGCCAGUUAAGUUUUUGUACCUCUUAGGAGCUGAUGAAGGAAAAGUGACAAGAAACAACCUUGAUCCUGGAGCAUUUGUUGUAUACCAAGGACACUCUGGUGAUGCUGGAGCAGAAAUCGCUGAUGUUAUUCUUCCCGGAGCUGCUUACACAGAGAAAGAAGCCACUUUUGUUAAUACUGAAGGAAGAUCACAAAGAACUCUUCCUGCUGUUACACCACCAGGCGAUGCUCGUGAAGAUUGGAAAAUCAUCCGUGCUAUUUCCGAAGUAGCAGGCAAAUCUCUCCCCUACGAUUCUCUCGCAGAUCUUAGGAUGAGAAUGACUGAGAUUGCUCCUCACCUUGUCCGUUACAACGAGAUUGAGCAGCCUGGUUACUUCAAGCAGGCUUUGGAGUUAUCUCAACCAGGACCAGUCGAUGUUUCAGUUGUUCCCAAACAAAAAGAAUUAGCAGACUUCUAUAUCACUAACGUAGUCACCCGUAAUUCAUCCAGCAUGGCUCAAGCUCGCAAAGCUGCUCUCCGAGCGAAGGAGGAUCCAUACAGUGAGGUUCCGGCUCUUCACGCUCAUGCAUAG
Auanema sp. JU1783 is the source of this 2184-nucleotide messenger RNA. NCBI's taxonomy places the organism in Eukaryota, Metazoa, Nematoda, Chromadorea, Rhabditida, Rhabditidae. The record is from the annotation of a GenBank genome assembly.